UUGAUGACUGCAUCUGGGAGGCACUCACCAGAUGAGCAGGAUCAUGGGAGAAUUUCAGGGGAGGAGAUCCUCUGUGCAAAUGAUUGCUGACUUCAUCUGACUGUCCACACAAAGUCCUGAAUACAAGAAAAGCUUCCAGAUCUUGCACAGCCCAGAAACCUCUCCUGAGUCAGAAACCUGCAGUCUCUCAACCUGUUUUGUCCCCUGCCUCCAGGGGAAGCUCUCUAUCUGAUUUUCAAUAGUGACUGGGCAAAAUCCCAAGAAAGCCCACUCUGAAACAACAGAGGAGCGAGUCAGUGAGGCUCUCAGAGGAGCCAGGUUUCUCUUUAACCUGCAAUGACUUCUCCUAUCCUCACCCCUAGGACACUGCUCUCUUUGCUUCCAAAUGCCUCAGCUCGGAAACUGUUCCUGAUGGUGUUAAUUAUCUUUGUUUUCUGGGUCGUCUUCAUGACUUCAAAAGACCACACAGAGUUUAUGUUUCAUUUAAAAAACCCCAUCAUUCUGAGACGAUGGCGCAUCUUCAAGGAGUUCUUGCCGUCGGAAGAGCUUCAGAACACACCAACCUCAGUGGAGGCAGACAUGGCAAUCCUGGACAAGCUAAACCAGCAGAUCCCGCCCAGACCUUUCCUCAACCAUAGCAGCACCACCAGCGCCAAACACAGCACAGCUACCAUCCUCAACCCUCAGCGUGUGUACUGCAUAGGAGACCAGCUGGACGUCUUGCUGGUGGCCAAGGACUAUUUUGGUCACAAGAAGGAAUAUGGCGGGGAUUUCCUGAGAGCCAGGAUUUCCUCCCCAGCCUUGAAGGCAGGAGCUUCUGGAAAGGUGACAGACUUCAACAACGGCACCUACCUGGUCAGUUUCACUCUGUUCUGGGAGGGCCGAGUCUCCCUGUCUAUCCUGCUCAUGCACCCCAGUGAAGGGGUGUCAGCUCUCUGGAGAGCAAGGAACCAGGGUUACGACAGAAUUAUCUUCACUGGCCAGUUUCUUAAUGGCACCGCCCAUGUCCUCACCGAAUGUGGCCUUAGCUUAAACACAAGUGGGGAGCUGUGUCAAUAUCUGGAUGCUCGAGAUAACGAGGCCUUCUACUGCUUGAAACUUCGAGGUGUUCCUUGUGAGGCCCUGACCCACAUGACAACCAAGAAUAGUGACGUCUCCUACCUCAGCCUUAAGGAGAAGCUCCUUUUCCGGAGGUUCAACAUAGGAGUUGAAGUGGUGAAGAACUUGGCCAUCACGGUCUCACCGUGUAAGAACAAGACCGAGAGCAAGAAAAGGAAAUGCCAGAUUGGAAUGGAGACUCCUUUCCCCAGUGGCUAUACUUUGAGAGGAAGGUGGAUUCCAGCACAUUGUGAACAGAAUGAGUUCAGGGAGAUAAAAUACAUAAAUAAUUGUUUGGCAAGAAAACUGAUCUACCUCAUGGGUGAUUCAACACUGCGCCAAUGGAUUUACUACUUAAACCGAGUUGUGAAAACCUUAAAAUUCUUUGAUCAUCAUGGAAGUGGACUCUUUAAAACUCACAUCCUUCUGGACACUGAACGGCAUACUUUGGUUCAGUGGAAAAAGCACGGCCAUCCCUUUGUUACUCAAAAGCUGUUCUCCAUGAAGGACGACAACUAUAUCCCUCGGGAAAUUGACCAGGUGGCAGGAGACAGUGGUACAGCAAUUGUCAUUAGUUUUGGCCAGCACUUCAGACCCUUUCCCAUCAACAUUUUCAUCCGUAGGGCCAUCAAUGUCAAAAAGGCCAUAGAGAGGCUGUUCUUACGGAGCCCCGAGACCAAGGUGAUAAUUAAAACAGAAAACAUCAGAGAAAUAAGUGAAAAUGCAGAGCUAUUCAGUGAUUUCCACGGAAGCAUUCAGAAUCUUAUUAUAAGGGACGUUUUCAGGGACCUCAAUGUGGGUAUUAUUGAUGCUUGGGACAUGACAAUUGCAUAUCGCAGUGAGAAUGUCCACCCACCUGACAGCGUGAUUGAAAGUCAGAUUGGCAUGUUCUUAAACUACAUUUGCUAGAGGGUCUUAAAGUGCAGAGAACGUCUCUAGCCUCCCUACCUCUGUUCUUUCAAAUCUCAUAGGUACUUGCAUAGACAACACAACCUAACAUACGAAGAAGCGAAUAUUCAGGAUCGUAGUUUAAUGGACACACCAUACAGUCCGCCACUCAAAUCACUUUUAACCCUACAACUCAGCAGUGCCAAGUGAAGUCCUAUGUCACACCACCAUCACGACAAUCCAGUUUUUGAACAGUUUUAUUCAUCCCAAGUAGAAAUCUCGAACCCAUGAAACACCCACUCACCACUUCCUCUGAGCCUCGGACCUUGGCAUCUGCAACUGUACAUUCUGCAUUUGACCGCUUUAAACAUCUCAUGUAGAUGAAAUAGUAAAAGUCACUGAACUCGUGCCCGGCUUAUUUCACUUAGCACAAUGUCUUUAAGGUUCACCUAUGCUGAAUGUAUGAGAAUGUCUUCCUUUAUGAAGAGUCAACAUAAUUUCUUCCUAUGUAUGUAUUGUGCUUUGAUUUUUGGUUUAUUUGUUGAUGAACAUUUAGUUUGUCUUUGCCUUUUGGGCAUUGUAUAUCUCAGGGCUGUGGAGACGGGUGUGGAUUUAAGGGCUUGUUUCUUCUUCUAAGCUUGAUGUUUAAAUAGUAAAUUUUCAUUGUCCGUUUCUUAUUUUUUAAAUAUUAUUUAAUUAUUUAUGUGUAUGUGUGAGUGUGUCUGUCAGCGAACAUCAGGUGUUGUUUGAGGAUGUCUGCAGGGGCCAGAAGAAGAGGGUUUCAGAUCCUCUCUAGAGUUAUGGGUGGUUGUGACUUGCCCAACGUGGGUGCUGGGAACUGAACUCUGGUCCUCUGGAAGUGUGGCAAGUGAUCUUAACCAUCCAGCCAUCCUUCCCAGCCACUGCUGUCUUUAUUUUAAAGGCAUGUGCAGUCCCAAAACACAUAGCUUUAAUGAUCUGCUCAGAAAAAGAUAAUGCUUAGAACAGGACCACAAUAGCAGUGUGUUCUUGUUUAGCAAAAUUCCUUAAGAUUUGAUACCCAGUUGUUGCUUGGAUUCCACUGUGAUUCAGUGGCCACAGUCCAAAGGCCACAAACUUAUUGUGUAAAAUCAACUUCACAUUAUGAGAUGAUGCAGAAUUAUAAGAUCCUGAUUCUAGGUGACACAAGAAGUAUGAUACGGGAGUCUCUCCAACGACCUCAGAUAACUUCAUAAGUAUCCUAGAAUCUUUCUCCUGACAGAAAAUAUAAUUAUCUACUUUUCAAGGUAUAUUUUUUUAUUAAGGAUAUUUCCCAUGUUUGGAUUGUAUUUGUGAGUGAAAGAAAGUAAAAUUAUAAUGUUAAAACAUUAACGCAAUGAUCAGGUCAUACAACUUUGGACUGGACUCUAAACAACCCACAAUAAAAGUAUAAAAAA
Rattus rattus (black rat) is the source of this 3401-nucleotide messenger RNA. It is a transcript of the gene Nxpe2, whose product is annotated as neurexophilin and PC-esterase domain family member 2. NCBI's taxonomy places the organism in Eukaryota, Metazoa, Chordata, Mammalia, Rodentia, Muridae. The transcript has 5 exons. The record is from RefSeq and is a predicted model, not a curated record. The coding region runs from base 337 to 2007 and encodes 556 amino acids.